This is a messenger RNA of Cydia amplana, 1657 nucleotides long. RefSeq names its product D-2-hydroxyglutarate dehydrogenase, mitochondrial (gene D2hgdh). Gene Ontology annotation, cellular component: mitochondrion. Gene Ontology annotation, molecular function: catalytic activity; FAD binding. The record is from RefSeq and is a predicted model, not a curated record. Bases 86 to 1612 code for a protein of 508 amino acids. The transcript has 10 exons. NCBI's taxonomy places the organism in Eukaryota, Metazoa, Arthropoda, Insecta, Lepidoptera, Tortricidae.
ACGUAGAUAAGGUUGUUUGAAAAUAACUUUAUUUAUGUAAUUUAUGUUAGUGCAAGACUGAUUCUGUCUGGAGACAGUCGUAAAUAUGCUAAAAUCUGUGAUAGUGCUCGUCAGAACACUCGGGACGAGUAAACCAAAUCUAAUUUUAUCUCAAACUCGCUUUGCAUCUCAAGCUCUGCCACAGUUAUCAGCGACAAAAUACAAUGUUCGGAGGAAAGAUUUUGGAGUGGUGCAAUCAGAAGAUGUUAAUUAUUUUAAAUCUAUCUUGAGUGAAGAACAAGUGCUGACAGAAGAGAGUGAUGUUCUGCCGUUCAAUAUAGACUGGAUUAAGAACUGCAGAGGUCAAACCAAGGUGGUUUUAAAGCCUAAGUCAACACAGCAGGUAUCACAGAUAUUGGCUUACUGCAAUGAGCGGAGACUGGCGGUGUGCCCACAGGGCGGCAAUACUGGGCUUGUCGGAGGCUCGGUACCGGUGUUCGACGAGAUAGUUCUUAGUCUCGGGUCGAUGAACAAAAUUAUAAGCUUGGAUGAGACAUCUGGUGCCCUUGUGUGCGAGGCAGGAUGCAUACUGGAAACCUUAGACAACUAUGUCCGAGACCGCAACCUCAUCAUGCCACUAGACCUUGGAGCGAAGGGCUCCUGUCAUAUUGGGGGUAACGUGAGCACGAACGCUGGAGGCCUAAGGUUGCUACGCUAUGGUAACCUGCAUGGCUCGGUCAUGGGACUCGAAGCGGUAAAAGCCGACGGUACCAUAGUGGACUGCCUCCGAACUCUCAAGAAGGACAACACUGGUUACCACUUAAAGCAUCUCUUCAUAGGUUCAGAGGGGACUCUAGGAUUGGUCACUAAAGUCGCCGUGCACUGUCCUGUACUGCCUAAAGCACAGACUCUUGGCUUCUUUGGUGUGAAGGACUUCGACAGCGUGUUGCGCCUGUACCGCAGCGCAAAGGCGUCUCUCGGGGAGAUCCUAUCGGCCUUCGAAAUGGCCGACAACUAUUCCAUCCAGAGUACCAGCAAGAACCUCAAUUUGCCGAACCCGAUAGCGGACUUCCCGUUCUACGUGCUUGUUGAAACUCAUGGUAGCGACGAAACUCACGAUAGCGAGAAACUCAACCGAUUCCUUGAGCGAGAAAUGGGCAGUGGGCUCAUCUUAGACGGGACCGUCGCGUCGGAACCGGCUAAAAUGCAGACGAUCUGGAACCUCCGCGAAAGCAUCGCCGGCGCCGGCCUCCUAGAAGGCUAUGUGUACAAAUACGACGUGUCCAUCCCCGUCGGCCACUACUACGAUCUAGUGCCGAAGCUACGCGAGCGAAUGAAGGGCGUCACCACCAAGGUCUACGGAUAUGGCCACAUUGGUGACGGUAACAUACACAUCAACGUGACGGUGCCCAAGUACAGCAAGCAGGCCACGGCCUUGCUGGAGCCCUAUAUCUUCGAGGAGGUCGCGAAACUCAAGGGCUCCAUAAGCGCGGAGCACGGUGUGGGGUUCCGUAAACCCCAGUUCGUGCACUACAGCAAGGACCCGGCCGCCUUGGACCUCAUGCGGGACCUCAAGCGGCUCAUGGACCCCAACGGCAUCCUUAACCCGUACAAGGUCUUACCGGACCCUUAGAUUGUGAAUUAUCGAAUAGUGUUGGUGGCCAAAAGUGUUAACAUC